Molecule: messenger RNA, 345 nt
Organism: Eruca vesicaria subsp. sativa (arugula)
Lineage: Eukaryota; Viridiplantae; Streptophyta; Magnoliopsida; Brassicales; Brassicaceae
Source: the annotation of a GenBank genome assembly
AUGCCGGCACCCGUGAAUGUCAACCGUCUUGACACUUUCCAACCACGUCUGAAGACCUUCACUAUAAAAAGAUUAAACACUAUCAUAGAUUUUUCCCAAAAGAUUUGGCAAUGGCUCAAAACGAUCAAAAUACAACUCAAAAUCUGUUUUCAAAUGGUCGAUAAGGUUUAUGAUAAGUCCCAGAAAAUCAUCCCUAAACCAUAUGUUCCUAGAGACGAGUUACCUACUCGUUUUAGCGAAAAUUCUUACGGUUGCGGUAGUCGAAGAUUUUAUACCAUGAAGAGAGGACUAGUACUAUUACUACUCGCAGAGUCACUUAUCAGUAUUCAGUUGAACCAACUAUAA